GGAGCGGCCCGAGCCCCGGCCUCCCGGAUGCUGGGGCCUGGCGGGCGUGGAGCACGGGGAGUCGGGCGUGGGGCGGGCAGGGAGUGGAGUCGGGGUCUUACUCCGGUGGCUGCAGGGCGCAGCGUAGCCGUGUCAGGCCUGCCCAGGUGCAGAGCGCUCCUCCGCGACCCCAACAGCCUCUGGUCUGGUCUGGCGCGCGCUCGCUUUCCCAGAGGGCGACCUGGGCUAUGGCGGCCGUGGCGCUGGCGAGCGGGACACGCCUCGGCCUUGUCCUCGAGCUGCUCCCGGGACAGCCCGCGCUGCCCCGGGCGCGCCGGGAGUCAGUGACCUUCGAGGAUGUGGCCGUCUACUUCUCUGAGAACGAAUGGAUCGGCCUGGGCCCUGCUCAGAGAGCCCUGUACAGGGAUGUGAUGCUGGAGAAUUAUGGGGCUGUGGCUUCCCUGGUGAGAAGAGAGCAAAUUCAUGGUGCUCCACUGAGCCUUCAGUUCCCUGCCCUCUCGGUUUGCAAGAUCCAGCCUAAUUCCAAGCAUCCUCAUGAGGAUGUCUGAACUUGAGAGCUCUAAGAGGGAGAGGACAGCAUUUCCAUUUCCCAAACCGGCUCUGAUUUCCCAGCUGGAGCGAGGGGAAACACCCUGGUGCUCGGUUCCUCGGGGAGCUCUGGAUGGAGAGGCCCCAAGGGGCAUCUCCUCAGGAUAUCCAUUUCUAAAGCCUGCUGGGAUGUCCCAUCCUGAGCAGGUGGAAGAGCCAUUAAACCUGAAACUGCAAGGAGAGGGUCCAAGCCUGAUUUGUCCGGAGGGUGUGUUGAAGAGGAAGAAAGAAGAUUUUAUUCUGAAGGAGGAAAUUAUUGAGGAAGUACAGGACCUCAUGGUCCUAUCAAGUGGACCCCGGUGGUGUGGAUCCCAGAAAUUAUGGUUUGGGAAAACCUGUGAAGAGAAAAGCAGGUUAGGGAGAUGGCCUGGUUACCUCAAUGGGGGACGUAUGGAAAGUUCUACAAAUGAUAUUAUAGAAGUGAUUGUCAAGGAUGAGAUGAUCUCAGUAGAAGAGAGUUCAGGGAAUACUGAUGUCAAUAACCUCCUUGGUAUACAUCACAAAAUUCUAAACGAGCAAAUAUUCUAUAUAUGUGAGGAAUGCGGCAAGUGUUUUGAUCAAAAUGAGGACUUUGAUCAACACCAGAAAACUCAUAAUGGAGAGAAGGUCUAUGGAUGUAAGGAAUGUGGGAAGGCUUUCAGUUUUCGAUCACAUUGCAUCGCACAUCAGAGAAUUCACAGUGGGGUGAAACCCUAUGAAUGUCAAGAAUGUGCUAAGGCCUUUGUUUGGAAGUCAAACCUGAUUCGUCACCAGAGAAUACAUACUGGAGAGAAACCCUUUGAAUGUAAGGAAUGUGGGAAGGGCUUUAGUCAGAACACAAGCCUUACGCAACAUCAACGGAUCCACACUGGUGAGAAACCAUACACAUGUAAAGAAUGUGGGAAAAGCUUUACUCGAAACCCAGCCCUUCUUCGACAUCAGAGAAUGCACACUGGGGAGAAGCCUUACGAAUGUAAGGACUGUGGGAAGGGCUUCAUGUGGAACUCAGAUCUUUCUCAGCACCAGAGGGUCCACACUGGGGACAAGCCUCAUGAAUGUACUGACUGUGGGAAAAGCUUCUUUUGCAAGGCACAUCUUAUUCGACAUCAAAGAAUCCAUACUGGGGAAAGACCCUAUAAAUGUAAUGACUGUGGGAAGGCCUUCAGUCAGAAUUCUGUCUUAAUUAAGCACCAGAGGCGCCAUGCUAGAGACAAACCCUAUAACUGUCAGAUCUCUCACCUUCUUGAACAUUAGAGAGUGCAUAAUGGUGAUACUUGUUUAUAAUUCUUAUGCUGCAGGAACCCUAGAGACAAAAUGAGAUGACCAUUCACAAUUUGCUGUAACCCUUAACUUAAAUAGCCAGUAUUAUCUUGCCCUUUUGAACAUUUACCAUGUACUCUAGCAAGACUGGUCCCUCUGUUCUGUGAUGUUUUAACAAGGCAUCAUUUAGUUGGGCAGCUACUCUGUAUCAGGUGCUAACCACUUUACAUACAUUAAUUUGCAUAACAAUCCUAUUAAGGUAGGUGCUCUUCUCCCCGUUUUACAAAUGAGAAAUCAGAGUUGAAAGAGGUUAUAAAACUCAUUCAGGGUUGCUCAGUUAGUAAGUUAUAGAGUUGAAAUUGGAGCCAGGCCUAUCUGACUGCAGAGUUUACUGUUCUUUACUUAAUUGUACAUAUUUAUGUCUCUGCCCAUUUUUAUUUGCUUAUUUUCCUGUGCUUUUAGUUUCCCUUCAUCACUCAGAUCUAGCUCCUUCAACUAAGACGAUCUCUCUUCCUCAUCUACUUGUAAUCAGUACCACCCAAGUUAGUAUUUAAUUAUGUGCCAUCUUAUAUUUUUCUAAUAGUCUCAUGUCUUUUAGUCUUAACCCCAGCUAAAUGACUCUGAGGACCAACAGUACAUUUCUUUUAUGUUUUUCAAAUCCUGAAACAUUAAUCUUUGACUAGAUAUAACAUGCUCAUGUUAAAAAAGAAUUGAAAUAGUUGAAAAGGGUGUUCAGUGAAAAGUAAAUUUCCUUGUCAUUCCUAUCUCUUGAGUUCUCCCCAGAGGCAAUCACUGCUACUGGUUGUGUAUCUCUGUAGAUACUCUUUGUAUACAAGUGUUUAUUAGUAUUGCUUUUCAUAACUCUGUCUCACUGAAAACCUUAUUUGAUGGAAGCAACAUUGCAGUUAAAUUGUGAACUCUAAGACCUUUUCUUCAGAAGUUGCUUUCCUUUUGAGGCCACCAAAGUAAUUUAGGGAAACAGCAGAGGGUAAUCCAAGUCUUUUUUUAGACAGAGUCUCACUCUGUUGCCCUGGCUGGAGUGCAGUGGUGCUAUCUCAGCUCACUGCAAGCUCCACCUCCUGGGUUCAUGCCAUUCUUCUGCCUCAGCCUCCCAAGUAGCUGGGACUACGGGUGCCCGCCACCAUGCCUGGCUAAUAUUUUGUAUUUUUAGUAGAGAUGGGAUUUCACCAUGUUAGCCAGGCUAGUCUCGAUCUCCUGACCUUGUGAUCCACCUGUCUCGGCCUCCCAAAGUGCUGGGAUUACAGGCCUCAGCUACCACGCCUGGCCAAUCCAGGUCUUAAGAGACCUCAUUGCCUUUGUUUUAUGAGAUAUCAUUCUGGGAUUGGGAAUAUGUAAACUCAACUGGAGAUUAUUUUCAUAAAAAUUUAUAUAGUUCCAGCCCUCUCAUUGCUUCCUAUCCUAAAUCCUCUUCCAGUCUGUCCAUCCCUCACUACCAUGAUAGUCUACAUUCUGAUAAGCUGUGAGGCCACUGCCAAGGGAGGGAGAAAUGGUCACUUUCUGGUGGUGGUUAAUGCUUUGUUAGAUAGCUUCAUCCAGUCAAUAGUUGAAAAGUUUUCACAUAAUCCAGUAUUGGCAUCAGAGCCAGAAAUGCCCUCCCUAGGUCCAGGACCAAAGAUAAAACAAACACGAGGAACAUGUAGCGUCUACACAGGAAAGUAAAGAAUUAUAGAAUUAACUAAUUCUACUUGAAAUCAGGAGUUUAUAAAACAACAUUUUUAGACGUGGUCAUCUUUUAUUGGUUUCCAUCAUCUCUUCCCCUUCUCUCUGGGAACAGUUACCCGGGUAUUCUUUGGGAAGCUAUCCUUUCUCAGCUAUGUGGUUUGGCACCACCACCAUCUUCAUGAGUGGACCCUGUUUGGCUUGUGUCAAUCAGUUUAUCCCAUCCCCUUGGCCACAGAGCCAUUGUGAUAUGAGGAGAUAUUGGCUCUUCUGGAAAAGAGAGGCUUUUCUUCAUCGAGAGCUACAAGAGGAGAUAUUAUCUGUCCUCUGUGUGGCACAUAGGAAAAUGUGAGACCUAGAAUUAUAGCAACUUUUUUUUUUCUGUUAAAAGGGGAGAUUCUCAAGCUUCCAGGUGCUACCAUAUGGAGCCUAAGGAUAAAGCCAAUACCAAAGAAAACAGUGACUAAACAGAGAGAAACUAGGUCCUUGGUGACAUCUUUUGAGCCACUAGACCAAGCUUUACCUGAAGCAGAGCUACCUGAGAACUUUUCAGCUAUGUGAGCCAAUAAACAUCUGUCAAAUGA
Pan troglodytes (chimpanzee) is the source of this 4091-nucleotide messenger RNA. It is a transcript of the gene ZNF662, whose product is annotated as zinc finger protein 662. Gene Ontology annotation, biological process: regulation of transcription by RNA polymerase II. Gene Ontology annotation, molecular function: RNA polymerase II cis-regulatory region sequence-specific DNA binding; DNA-binding transcription activator activity, RNA polymerase II-specific. Gene Ontology annotation, cellular component: nucleus; chromatin; PcG protein complex. The record is from RefSeq and is a predicted model, not a curated record. The transcript has 6 exons. Bases 535 to 1821 code for a protein of 428 amino acids. NCBI's taxonomy places the organism in Eukaryota, Metazoa, Chordata, Mammalia, Primates, Hominidae.